CAAAGCGGCGGCAACUGAUGCUGCUGGCCGGUCUCUCUCGAAAAAAACUUACACAAAGCCUUUUUCUUCCCCCUUUUUCCCUCCCUGUCGUCUUUUAAUUAUUUUUUUUAAAUCUCCAGUUAAUGCAAAUGAGGACUCGGGUUCUUUUAACGUCCAUUUUGUGUCGCGCUCGGCAGGACGCAGGUGCGUGAAAACUGGGACAAUUGGCGUGUUCUUUGACGGCGGAUUGCUGCGGCUCGAGACGAGUGCCUCCUGGCGGGAUGUAACGUGCUCGUCUGAGUGAUUUUGAAGACUUUUUCCCUCCUGGGAGGAUGAGAGAGGAUGCACUUUUGAGUGAUUCCGCAAAAGAAAGGAUGACUUGGUGAUGUAACAGCCAUGAAGCCUAAUCUGUGGGGAAUUAUGAUGCGCUUCCCUUUUCUUUUCCGUCGUAUUUGCUUUCUGCUCACCUUCCCCUUCCUGACGCUACAUGGCCAGUUGAUGCCGGAGGCGAGGGCCGGCCAAGGCCUGCUGCUCUUCACCCAGCCUGCCUACAACGCCUCCAUCUUUGAGAAUUCCGCCGCCGGGACCUAUGCCAAAAGCCAGGUCAAAAUGGGCAUUGUCCUGGUCCCAUCGUUUGAGAUCAAGUUCUCCAUUGAGCCCGGCGACAGCGAGGGAAUCUUUCAGGCGGAGGACUUUACGAUGGGGGAUUUCUGCUUCCUCCGUAUACGAAGCAACAGCGGCGCCAUGCUGAACCGGGAAGUGCAAGACAAUUACACUCUGACGGUCAAAGCCUCCGCCCAAGGAGGCCUGGAGGCACUGGCCACCGUGUACAUAAACGUCCUGGACACUAAUGACCUCCGUCCUCUCUUUUCCCCGACCUCCUAUUCCUUUGUGGUGUCAGAGCGUGCCCCUUUGGGUGCCAGCAUUGGCCGGGUGACGGCCACCGACGCCGACGUCGGCGCCAACGGUGAGUUCUACUACUUCUUCAAGAGCAAAGUGGACCUCUUUGCCGUGCACCCCACCAGCGGCGUGGUCACGCUGACCGGCCAGCCCAGGACGGACAAGCAGGACCGCUUCGAGCUGGAGGUGCAGGUGGUGGACCGAGGGAUGAAACUCUAUGGAAACAAUGACAUCAGCAGCACGGCCCGGCUGGUGGUGAGCGUGAUGCAGAUAAAUGAGUUUGCACCCGUCCUGAGGGCGGUCGCUGUGGUCCCAUCGUGGACUGACGAAAAUCCGGUCUUUGCCAAAGUGACAGUGGAGGAUAAAGACGAAGGGGUAAGCGGGUACAUAGAGUGGGUGUCCAUUAUUGAUGGUGACCUACUUGAACAGUUUGUGAUUGAUCUAUCGCCUCUUGUUGCGAAUGAGUAUUGGGUCAGAGCAUCACAGCAGGUUGACUGGGACAAAUACUCCUAUGGCUGCAACUUAACCCUCCAGGCUAAAGACAGAGGCGUCCCUCCUAAAUUGUCUAACACUCAAUUGCUUCAGUUGUUGGUCACGAAGCCCAAACCGACACUGAGGAGUUUCGAGAAAGACGUUUAUGAAGUGGUGCUGAGUGAAAUUGCUCCCCCGGGCACUGUUGUUGAGGUGCUGAGAAUCUCCCCAGCUCCCACGAGUGUGAAUUACAGCUUCUGCAGCCUCUCAGAACUAAUGUACUUUGAUAUCAAUCCGUCGACCGGCGUUAUUAUGACCUCAAGGAGGCUGACAACGAUAUCACAGAUUUUCAUGGAGAUGGAAGUGUUAGAGGCUGUCAGCCGGCUGAGAGCAAAGGUCCGGAUCACUGUGGAAGAUGCUAAUGACAACUCUCCAGUCUUCAGCAGGCCGUUUUAUGAAGUUUCCAUCAAUGAACGCUUGUCUGUUGGCAGCGUUGUUCUCAUCGUGUCAGCCGUGGAUGAAGACAAAGGAGAGAACAGCUACAUCACGCACACAAUUAAUGGCGAUCCGUCACUUCCUUUCACUGUGGACCAAGACACGGGGGAGCUGAGGAUCACGCGAGACCUGGACUUUGAGUCGUCAGAAGAAAUCUACAUAUUUGCCGUGCGAGCCUCAGACUGGGGCUCGCCCUACAGAAGGGAGAGCGAGGUGAACGUAACGGUCCGUUUGAUAAAUAUAAACGACAACGCACCUGUCUUUGAGAGGGUGUCCUGCAGAGGGAUGAUAGGGCGGGAUUUCCCCAUCCGCCAGACCAUCAUCACCCUGUCCGCCGUAGACAUGGAUGAGCUUGGAAUGGUGAAGUAUGACGUGGUUUCCGGCAACGAGAUGAACUACUUUAACUUGAACGCAGAGUCCGGCGCCUUGUCGCUGAAGAGAUCAUUAGUGGGGGCAAACUUAAAGAAUGGGAUGUUCAACUUGAAAGUCGUCGCCACUGAUGGAGAGAUUUUCUCUGAGCCUAUGUUUGUGAAUAUAUCAGUCGUGAGGGGUUCGAUACCGCCCCGUGGGCUCAGCUGCAAGGACACACAGGUGGUCCAGUUGAUGGCAGAGAAAAUGCUCUCAAAGGCCAUGGCGAUGGCUCGAGUGAGGCAAGAUGACAGAAGUCCAGAUGUCUUCUCUGUGAACAAACAAGCGCCGCAGUUCGAGGCCUUGCCUACGAGUAUCCUGGUUCGGGAGGACCUCCCAACCGGAGCCAGCGUCUUCCAGGUGAGGGCGCGGGACGGUGACACCGGCUUCAGUGGCCGACUUCUCUUUUCCAUAUCUGAUGUCAGCAAAGAGAACUGUUUGACCGUGGACAUGGAGAGCGGCUUGCUGACCAUUCUGCGGCCACUGGACCGCGAGCGAACCGACCGCUACUUCCUCAACAUCACUGUCUAUGACCAGGGUGUCCCCCAGAUGUCCAACUGGAGGCUUCUGACCGUCAUCGUGGAGGACGCCAACGACAAUGACCCGCAGUUUGCCCAGGAUUCGUUCACUAAGCUGGUCGCCGAAAACGCCCCCUUGGGUACUCAGGUGGUCACCAUCACUGCCUUUGACAAAGACGCCGGUCAGAACGCGCAGCUGUCCUACCUUUUGCUGAACGGCGUCCCUCAGUUCGGCAUUGACAGCGAGACCGGCGGUGUCUUCGUGGCUAGCCACCUGGACCGCGAGAGCUUCCCGACGUUCACGCUGACGAUCGAAGCCAGAGACAAGGCGGAAAGAGGCAACCGGCGAUCGGCUGUGACCACGUUGAACAUAAUCGUGGAGGAUGUCAAUGACUCCGCCCCAUCCUUCAUCCCAAGCAUUUACACCACUCGAGUGCUGGAGGAUCUCCCUCCUGGAGCUGUCAUUACUUGGGUGCAGGCCAAGGACCCGGAUAUCGGACCAAGCGGACAAGUCCGGUACUCCCUCUUCAGUGACUUCAACGGCACUUUUGAGAUGGACGCUGUGAGCGGCGUGUUGAGGAUCAGGAAGGAGCUGGACUUUGAGAAGCAGCCGUUUUAUAACCUGACCUUGCUCGCCGAGGACCGGGGGAUGCCCACCCUCAGCAGCCUGACGUAUGUGGAGGUGGAGGUGGUGGAUGUCAACGAGAAUUUGUACGCACCAUACUUUCCCGACUUCGCCGUGAGAGGCUCGGUGAAGGAGAACUCCCGGGCUGGCACCAGCGUGCUGGCGGUGGCUGCCAAGGACGAUGACAAGGGAAAAGAUGGCACCUUGAAGUAUUCCAUCCAGGGCGGCAGCGGGUUGGGCGCCUUCAUCAUCGACGAAGACACAGGGGUGAUUUACACCGCAGGCAUCCUGGACUGCGAGAGCAAGGAUUCCUAUUGGCUCACGGUGUACGCCACAGACAGAGAGGUCACGCCGCUGUCGGCCUCCGUGGAGGUCUUCAUCCAGGUGGAGGACGUGAACGACAAUGCGCCGCUCACCUCGGACCCCAUCUACCACCCGUCGGUGAUGGAGAACUCGCCCAAGGACGUGUCGGUCAUCCGCAUCCAGGCGCAGGACCCCGACCUCACCGCGACGCCCAGCCGCCUCAGCUACCGCAUCACCGCAGGAAACCCGCAGAACUUCUUCUACGUCAACCCAAAGACAGGCUUGAUCACCACGACGGCGCGGAAGCUGGACCGAGAGCACCAGUCGGAACACUUCCUGGAGGUGACGGUCAUCGAUGGGCCGGUGACCACCCGCCAGUCCACCGUGUGGGUCAUGGUCCACGUGGAGGACCAGAACGACAACCCGCCUGUCUUCCCGGAGGUCACCUACCGCAUCCGGCUGCCCGAGCGCGACCGCAACCGUCGCGGCGAUUCCGUCUACCGUGUCUUUGCACACGACCGCGACCUGGGCGCCAACGCCAACGUCAGCUACAGCAUCGUGGACGGCAACCAGGACGAGACGUUCAGCCUGGACCCACGCACCGCCAUGGUGGUGUCCAGGAAGGCGGUGGCGGCCGGCAGCUACCACAUCCUCACGAUCAAGGCAGAGGACGGCGGCGAUCCCCCGCUGUGGUCCACAGUCAAACUUCACGUGGAAUGGAUCAGCAGGCCCACACCCUCGGCGCUGCCCCUGCUGUUCACCCAGCGCUGCUACAAUUUCUCCGUGCCCGAGACGGCCACUGUGGCUCAGCCCGUGGGAGUGGUCGCCGUGGGCCAGUCCAACACUCCCGUUUGGUUCAACAUUGUCGGAGGACGCGUGGCCAGAGAAAUGUUCUACAUUCCGCAGAACGCGUGUGGGAGGAACUGCUCUCUCGACACAGGUAGCUUCGAUAUGCAGUUUGACCUCCAAGUGGGCGUGGGCACCUUGGUGGUGGCCAGGGCGCUGGACGCCGAGGUGCAGGCCGUAUACAAUAUGACGGUGCAGGUGACGGAUGGGACCAAUGUCGCCACCACACAGGUGUUUAUCCGGGUCCAGGACAGCAACGACAACCCUCCGGUGUUCUCGCAGCCGGCUUACGACGUCAGUGUGUCGGAGGAUGUCGCGGUGGACACAGAGCUGCUGCGUUUGCGUGCAUCAGACAUGGAUGAACGGAGCCGCCUCAGCUUCUCCAUCUACGGCAGCGUGGACCCGGCCAGCAUGCGGCUAUUCCGGCUCAACCCGGGCACCGGGGCGGUGUACACAGCCGACCGGCUGGACUACGAGGCCCGGACGCAGCACAUCCUCACCGUCAUGGUCAAGGACCAGGAGUUUCCAUUUAACAGGGACCUGGCUCGGAUCCUGGUGGCGGUGGAGGACGCCAACGACAACGUCCCCUACUUCACCAGCACUGUUUACGAUGCAGUCACCUACGAAUCUUCCCCCGUCGGCACCUCGGUCCUGCAAGUCACAGCACUAGACAAGGACAACGGGAUUAACGGACAACUCACCUACACCAUACAAGCAGGCAACACAGGUGGCAUGUUCAGCAUAAACAACAACACGGGCCUCAUCUUCAUUGCCAAGGACCUGGAUGUCACUUCUGUGGGCUUUUACACACUCACUGUGCAAGUCACAGAUGGCGGUUUUCCACCGCUAAUGGCCACUGCUUCCGCCCGUGUAUCCUUGACGCUCUCCAACUUAUCCAGGCCUAAAUUCUCCCAGAAGGAGUACCAGGCUGAGAUCAUGGAAAACAGCACAGCCGGCGCUCACGUGACCACAGUGAGCGCCUUGAGCCGCUCGGCGCUCAUUUAUGACAUCACCAGGGGCAACGAGGAAAAGUACUUCUUCAUUAAUCGCCACACGGGCGUCAUCACCACACGCAAACGCUUCGACUUUGAGAAAACGUCAUCCUACUUCCUGAUGGUCCGCGCCUCCAGCAUGGCAGGUGCAGAGGCCAGCGCCCCAGUCGUGGUUCAGGUGGGCGACGUCAACGACAACGCGCCCGUCUUCCAGCAAUUAAGGUACUCAGGGGCCAUCAGCGAAGCGGCCCCAGUCAACAGCGUGGUCCUCGGGGACGACGGCGAUCCCCUGGUCAUCCGGGCGACGGAUGCCGACCGCAAUCACAACGCCCUGCUGGUGUUCCUGAUUGUGGACGAGACCGCUCGGAUGUUCUUCAGUGUGGACCCUGGAACCGGAUCCAUCCGGACGAUUGCCAGUGUGGAUUACGAGACCUUCCCAGAGUUUGUCUUCAGGGUUCAUGUCCGAGACAGUGGACAGCCACCUAAAAGUGCUGACAGUCCUGCUGAGGUGUUUAUCAAGGUGAGUGGUCCCUUGUUUGUCUUCUUCUCACAAGCCAAUCUACUCACCCUGGUUUGUGAAUCUCAGGUGAUCAACAUCAACGACUCGCCACCAAGAUUCUCCCAGGACAUAUACGAAAGCAUCCUGCUGCUGCCUACCUAUGCUGGAGUGAAGGUCCUCCACCUGGACGCCUUCGAUCCUGACGUGACCCUGGACCCUGAAAACGAGGCUCCCCAACUGGUGUAUUCGCUGGUGGACCGCAACCUGGAGCACUUCUCUGUGGAGCGCAGCAGCGGCGUGGUGACGGUCAUCAAUCAGAACCUCAGCAAGGACCGCUAUCGAUUCAACGUGAAGGUUUGGGACGGCCGUUUCUCGAGUGUGGCUUUGGUCACGGUGCUCGUCCGCCAAGCCAUCAGCAGUGAUCUCUCUUUCGUUGCCCCGUUUUACAUGGCCACCGUCCGGGAGAACACCCGCAACGAGAGCGUCCUAGCAGUGGUCCACGCUGCCGGCCAGCGCCUGAACGAGCCCCUGAUGUUCACACUGCUCAACCCCGGUGGGUUCUUCGCUGUGAGGCCCACCUGUGGGGCGUUGCUCACCGUCGGCGUCCCGUUUGACCGUGAGGAACGGGACAGCUAUGAGCUUGUGGUAGAGGUCCGCAAGGAGGAGGAAGUACUGAAGGUAGCCAGAGUUACCGUCAGAGUGCAGGUGGAGGACGACAAUGACAACGCCCCCGAGUUUGUGAACCUCCCGUACUACGCCACAGUGCAGGUGGAAGCAGAACCCGGCUCAUCCAUUUUCACGGUGACGGCCACCGACCGGGACUUGGGUGUCAACGCUCAGGUGACGUACCGUCUCAAGGAACCGCACAGGAACUUUCAGGUGAACCCUGUGACAGGCGAGCUGACGCUAAAGCGAGCCUUUGAGGCUGACUUGUCCAGCGGCGAGUUCAAGGUGGUGGUCGUGGCUUCCGACGGCGGCACCCCCUGUCUGUCCAGCGAGGUGGAGCUUCCAGUCAGCGUGCUGAACAAAGCGAUGCCGCUGUUCGACAAGCCCUUCUACGGUGUCACCGUGCCCGAAGACGUGGCUGUGUCCACCUCGCUGCUGAGCCUGAACGCCAGCAGCCCGACAGGCCAGCCCAUCAUUUUCACGCUGGCCGGCGGUGACCCGUCACUGCAGUUCGACAUCGGCUUCGACACGGGCACGAUCAGCGUGCUCUACCCACUAGACUACGAGACGGCGCCGUACUACCGCCUCACUGCCAGGGCCACUGACACGCUGACGGGCGCCAGGUCUGAGGUGGACGUGGACGUCGUGGUUCUCGACGUCAACGACAACCCGCCUGCCUUCCAGAAGUCAGCGUACUGGGCCGUGCUUCCCGAGAACGCCAUGAUUGGAACCAGUGUCCUACAGGUGUUUGCUCAGGAUCAAGACUCGGACAAGAACUCCAGGGUGAGCUACGAGAUCGUGUCCGACGUGUACAACAGCAGCGAUUACUUCCACGUGGAGCGCGACAGCGGUCUGCUGUUGACGGCGCGGCUGCUGGACUACGAGCUCGUCCAGCGCUUCAAUUUCGUCGUGCGGGCGACGGACGGCGGAGAGUCGCCGCUUAGUAGCGACGUCAGCGUCACGUUGGCCGUCGCCGACACCAACGACAACCCGCCCGACUUCAGCCAGACGCUGUACGAGGCCUUCGUCAGCCAGCUGGCGCCCCGAGGGCACUUUGUCACCUGCGUUCAGGCCUCGGACGCCGACAUGGGCGAUGCCCAGAGGCUCCGGUACAGCAUCCUGUCUGGUAACGAGCGCAUGACGUUCUCCAUGGAAGCGGAGAGCGGCGUUCUGCGUCUGUCUAACAAUAGGCGACAGGGCAUGAAGCUGUCGUAUCAGCUCAACGUGUCUGUGUCUGACGGCGUCUUCACAAAUACGGCUCAGGUGGUGGUUAACAUGUUGGGAGCCAACCUGUACAGUCCGGUGUUCAGCCAGAGGUUCUACCUGGCAGAAGUCCCAGAGAAUGCGCCGCACGGUUCAAAGGUCAUCCAGGUCCGCGCCUCCGACGAGGACUCGGGUCUGUUCGGCCAGAUCACUUACUCCUUCAUCAACGACUUUGGGAAGAGUCGCUUCGCCGUGGACGCUGACGGAAUCAUUUCUACCACACAGAGACUGGACCGAGAGGACCCUCUCAACAAAGACAUCUUGCUCACUGUCAUGGCCCUGGACGGAGGAGGCCGGGCGUCGUUCUGCACGGUGCGAGUGGUGCUGGCGGACGAGAACGACAACGCACCGCGCUUCCGUGCGGUGGAGUACCGCAUGAGCAUCAAGGCCAACGUGGGCAAAGGCUCCCUGGUCACGCAGAUCCAGGCCAGCGACCCCGACGCCGGCUCCAACGGCAGGAUCGUCUACUCGCUCUACAGCGAGGCGCGCUUGUCCCUGGUCGACGUCCUCGAGGUGGAGUCCGACAGCGGCUGGAUGAUGACCAAGAGCUCGGUGUCCCACCUCCAGGGUACGGUGCUGUCCUUCUUCGUCAAGGCCACCGACUGCGGCUCCCCGGCCAAACACUCGCUGGUGUCGGCCUUCAUCCACGUGGUGCCUCCCGACGCCUUCAUCCCGUCCUUCAGCCAGCCCCAGUACUCCUUCACCGUCCCCGAGGACACGCCGGCGGGCACGGCGCUGGGGUCCGUCUACAUGGGCCCGGGCAAGAGCGCCGCCUUCUCCGCUGUGGCCGGAGAGACGGCCGACAGCAACCAGGGUGGGACCUUCCUGGUGGAGGCCGACACGGGGCUCGUCCGUCUGGUCAAGUCCCUGGACUACGAGCGCAUCCCCGUAUACCGCUUCAAGGUGGCCGCCGCCGCCCGCAGGGACCUCAUAGAGGCCAUCACCAGCGUGGACGUGGAAGUCAAGGUCCUGGACGUGAACGACAACGAGCCGGCGUUCGAGACAGACAUGUACGUGGCCACGGUGAUGGAGGGCAUGCCGGUCGGCACCCGGGUGGUCCAAGUGCGGGCGCUGGACCCCGACCGGGGCUCCAACGGUCAGGUGACUUACAGUCUAGAAGAGCCGACGUCCGCCGCCACUUCUGUGUUCUCCAUUGACAGCAAGACGGGCUGGAUCACCGCCGCCGCCGGUGUGGACCACGAGGAGCGCUCCAGCUACAGCUUCCGCGUACUGGCGUCCGACCAGGGCGAGUUGCGCUCGCUGCGGGCCGCCGCCGCCGUCACGGUGGCCGUGUCUGACGUCAACGACAACCCGCCGCGCUUCCGGCGGGAGCUGUACCGCGGCGCCGUCAAGGAGAGCGACCCCCCCGGCGAGGUGGUGGCCGUCCUCAAGACCAAGGACGACGACGGGACCGACCAGAACCGCAUGGUCAGCUUCUACAUCACCGGGGGUAACGUGGGCGGUGUGUUCGGUCUGGCGCUGGUGCAGGGCGAGUGGAAGGUAUACGUGAGCGGGCCGCUGGACCGCGAGCGUCAGGAUCGUUACCUGCUCAACGUCACGGCCAGCGAUGGCCUCUACGUGGCCCGCGCAGCUGUGGAGGUCACCGUCAUAGAUGCCAACGACAACAGCCCCGUCUGCAACCAGGCGGUGUACAGCGCCUCAUUCCCAGAGGACGUGGCGGCCAACAAGGGCGUGCUUACGGUGGGCGCGUCCGACAGUGACUCGGGUUCCAGCGCCGAGAUCCAGUACUCGCUCUUUGGCAUCGGCGUGGAAGACUUCUACAUGGAUGCCAACACUGGCGAGCUUCGCACAGUGGCGCCCUUGGACCGCGAGAGCCGUCCCUCCUACAAGCUCAUCGCCCAGGCUACGGACGGCGGGGGCCUCUUCUGCCGCUGCGACGUGUCGCUGAAGCUCCUGGACGUCAACGACAACGCGCCGUCCUUCGCGUCCUCACGCUACGUGGCCAGCGUAUACGAGAACGCUGCGCCCAACGCGCUACUCACGCGCCUGCAGGCCACCGACCCAGACCAAGGCCUCAACCGCACCAUCAUCUACUCCCUGGUAGACUCGGCCAACGGGGUUUUCUCCAUCGAUCCCGUGUCCGGAGUGGUGGUCCUGGAGAGACCCCUGGACCGAGAGAAUCAAGACUCAUACCGGCUCCGCGUUCGGGCCACAGACCAAGCCGGGCUGCAGGGGGCGCUCUUCUCACAGGUGGACCUGACCGUGCUGGUCCUGGAUGUGAACGACAACGCGCCGGUGUUCCAGCGGCGGGACUACACUGUCACCGUGCCCGAAGACGUUGCGGUGGGCACUGAAGUGCUGCGGGUGCUGGCCACCAGCGCUGAUAUUGGGCCCAAUGCCGAGAUCUCCUACAGAAUCCGCUCAGGCAACGAGAUGGCCAAGUUCUCCAUUGACAGGAACCUGGGUUCCCUCUUCGUGGCUGAUGAUCUGGACUUUGAAGUAUGCAAGGACUACUACCUGACGGUGGAGGCCUGGGACGGAGGCAGCCCGCCCCUCAGCGCUGCCACCAUGGUGACUAUCCAGCUGAUGGAUAUCAACGACAACGCCCCUGUCUUCAGCCAAGAUGUCUACAAUGUCCUGGUCAGCGAGGACGCCCCGGUCGGCCAGUCCAUAACUAGGGUGCUGGCAGAAGACCUGGACAGUCAAGUUAAUGGACGCAUCACAUACUCCAUCCUGAAAGGCGACAGGAGCAACCACUUCUGGAUCGACCCGGUGGCGGGGCUGCUCAAAGUCAAUAAGCGUCUGGACCGGGAGCUGGUGUCCCGCUACACUCUGUCAGUGCAGGCCUUCGACAGUGGCUCGCCCGCCAUGUCUUCGGCUGUCGCCGUCAACGUAGACGUCGCCGACGUCAACGACAAUCCGCCCGUCUUCACUCCGCCCAACGCCACUGCCGUGGUCCAGCUGAACCAAGCGUCCGGCAGCGUCCUGCUCCGUCUGUCUGUCAGUGACAAGGACGCCCCUAGGAAUGGCCCGCCCUUUGGGUUCAGCUUAGUUUCCGGGAACGAGGGUGGUUUCUUUACGCUGGACCAGACGGGAACGCUAAGGUCUGACCGCGUGUUUAGCCCGGAGUCUCCCAGGGAGUUCACCCUCGAGGUCCAGGCGAGCGACUCUGGCCGGCCCCCUUUGGUCUCGUCUUCGUGGGUUUUUCUGCGGGUCAUCGGGAACAGUCAGUACAAGCCGGCCGUCUCGCCCCUGGAAAUCUUUGUGGUGACGGCAACCGACACAUUCCAGGGCGGCCCAAUCGGUCGCAUCCACGCGACAGACCGCGACCCAAACGACGCGCUGUCCUUCACCCACACGCCGCAGGACAAGAGCAUGUUUAACAUCAACAGGCAGGACGGCAGUGUUAUGGUUCUACCGGGAUUAGAGCCGGGAAGGUAUCAGAUGAACGCUACUGUCAGCGACGGUCGUUUUGCUGUGAUCGCUGACGUCUCAGUCCGAGUGGAACAGGUGACAGAUGUGCUGCUGCGUAGCGCUAUUGCCCUGAGGUUCCGCUCCCUGUCACCCGAGGACCUACUGGGCCGCUACCUAAGCCAGAUCCGGCUGACGUUGCGGGCCCUCGCUGGCUGGAAAUGGUCGGCGGGACAACAGGACCCGCUCCACAUCCUCGGCGUGCAGCCGGUGGAGGGGACGUCCGACGUGGACCUCCUCGUGGCAGUCGAGAGGCCAGAGAUGUCAGCUGGUGGUGGUAGUGGGCGAAUGGGGGGCUUUUACACGCCCCAAGAGGUGGCCGCCAAGCUACGGGAGGCAAGGGGGCAGCUCCGCGGGGUCCUGGCUGGAGCGACUGCAGUGGGUGGCGUCUGCUCCGGGGAGCUGGCAUGCGGCGACAAGGUGUGCGAGCAGACGCUGGCCAUGGAGGCUGGCUCGCUACUGACGUACAGCACAGAGAGGGUCAGCUUGGUGUCACUGCCGUUCAGACGCAUUGAGACCUGCACCUGCCCUCCAGGUGGGGCUUGCUCUGCUCCUGUGGAGCUGUGUGAAGGUCAGUCGUGUCCAGCAGACAUGCAGUGUGUACGCUCCGGCCCAACCGCACCAUCUGUCUGCCAGUGUCUACCUGAGCGUCUGGACGAGUGUGCUGGUCAAAGCUCGCUGAGGUUUUCUGGUAACGGCUACAUCAAGUACAAAUUGACAGAGAGCGGUCAGAGCGGCGAGAUGAAGCUGGGCCUAAGAGUCCGCACGCUGCAGACAAGGGGAGUCAUCAUGUUCACCAGAGUCAACCCCUGCACCAUGCUCAAGAUCGAAGGUGGCCGCCUGUGGUUCCAGUUGGACUGCGACAACACGUUGGGCAUAAUGGGUAUCUCCGGGCGACAGAUCAACGACGGGCUGUGGCACGCCGUGGCCUUGGAGCUGACCAGCAACUACACCCUCCUGUCAUUGGACGACAGCUACGUGGAGCGACGACGGGCCGCCAGAGCCCCCGUCCGCCUUUGGCCAGUCGCCCCGGAAUCCUCUUUCUUCUUCGGGGCGCAGGUGAGGCCCAUGACGGUGGCCGGCCAAGGGGCGAGGGCCCAAGAUGGCUUCCAAGGCUGCCUGGGCCAGCUGACGCUCAACGGCAGAGAGCUGCCACUGCAGAAUAAACGCAGUCGCUACGCUGAGCUCGCCGGGCUGAGUGAGGUAGAGAUGGGCUGCGUCCUUUAUCCGGACCCCUGCGUCAGUGCCCCCUGCCUUAACGGAGCCAUGUGCACCAGCCUGCCCUCUGGAGGCUUUGGGUGCACUUGCAUCUCUGGUUUCACCGGAGGACGCUGUGAAAGCCCAGUGAUGCCCUGCACACCAAACCCCUGCCAGGCUGGCGGCGAGUGCCAGGCCGUGGGCAGCGGCGGCUUCGUCUGCGGAUGCCCACCGGGACUGGGGGGGCUUAUAUGCGAUGAAGACGUGGACGAGUGCGAGCGGGCCCAGUGCGGAGAUAGCGGCGAGUGCGUCAACACGCCAGGAUCCUUCUUCUGUAACUGCACGCCGGGAUAUGAGGGCGGGGCCUGCGACGGUGGCAGUGAGGCGGGUGAUGACACGCAGGCGGAGCCGCUGUCGUACGUCGGUCCCGGCGAGAUCAUUGGCAUUGGCGUUCUGGUCUUCGUCGUCAUCCUGCUCCUCAUCCUCUUCGGAAUCUUCCGGAAGAAGAUCCAGUUCCGGAAGGACUCGGCGGGGGCGGCGCCCGCGGGGAGCGUCGCAGUCGUGUCGGCUAUCACGGAGACCAGCUACAUGCUGCGCAAGACAGGCAUGGGCGCGGAGGGCAUCGAGUUCGAGGCGGUGCGUGUGCCGGGCUCGCCGGGGAAGGUGAGCGCCAUUGGUGGAGGGGAUGGCGGCGGCCUGACGGCAGCGCCUCAGGUGGUGGUGAGACCUGACGCGCACUCACCUCUGAUGGGGGGGAGAUGCAGCAGGGACGCGGAUGGAGGCAGGCUGAGCAGCUUCCUGUCCAACAUGUCAAACAUGCGCGGCAACUGUCGGGGCGUGGCCGUGUGCAGCGUGGCACCCACCAAUCUGACUCCGCCGUCGCCCUGCCGCCGCCUCCACCAGCACAGCCCCGCUCACAAGGUGUCCUGGGAGGGUGGGGACGCCAACACGGCGGCGGAAGCCAGCCGGCAAGAAGAACGCGAGGACCAGUGGAGUCAGAGAGCCUUUGAGAUGGAAAGGACAGACGGCAGCGACGGUGAGCGGUCGCCUACGCAGAGCGACGCGAUCGGUCUUUCGUCAAACUCCACGUUAGAGGAUCUCAGCUCGUACACGUCAGAGUCCUUCGACGACAACGCCUCCAUCGUGACAGUCAUCCGUCUGGUCAACGACACGGUGGACCACAUUGAGAGUGAAGUGUCCAACAUGGACAAUGAGCAGUGGCAGGACAGUCCUGCUUACCACUGGGACUCGUCCAGGCAUAACUCCAGCUGGUUCUCGCCAACACGCCUGCGUCUGCCCGAGAUGGCAUCCCACUAUGACCUGAGCAACUCCCACCAGAACAUCCGCCGGGGAGGCAGCACCCGCUCCCUACAGCUGGACUAUCCGAUCCAGGUCCCAAGCACCAACAGAGGCCAAGAGUCGGUGCCAGAGGCCGGGCGGAGGGCCUUCCAGUGGGAAAAGAACCAGUCGGGCGAGUGGCAGAGGAAGAGGUGGCUGGAUGGGGAAGGGCGGCAAAGGAGCAGCGAGGAGUCGCCCGUCUACGAGGAAUACCGGGAGCCCCGGCAAGACUCGGUACACAGCGAAGACUCUGAGGGUCUCUACGACACCCUUCCCCCAACCCGAGAAGCCUACGACGGGUACCCAUCCAGCCCACCGGGCCUCAGCUUACACCCGGCCCAGCUGUUGCCUCCCUUGCGGGCUUGGGCCUCUGGGUCUCGGGAGGACAGCGGCGGACCUCUAGGCUCUGGUGCUAUGACCGCUUCUGCGGAUGAGCUGGAAAGACUGUUGAACCUGGUGUCACUGCGAGCCAGGAGGGCUACGAGGGCCAACAGAACCUCCACUGGGUCAGAACCCGCAGCAGGUUGGCACGGAUUCAAAUGACCGUCAUGACUCUUGACACAAAAUACACCACAAGAAAAAAGUGACGCCUCUCUCAUCUCGUUAGCGGGGCCUGUUUUUCCAAGGAAAGGACUCCUUAGCCACAUGCGGCACGCCGCUUCAGAGAUGUUAUUAAGAUUAACGGCAUCUUUGUUUAAUCAUUUCAUUACUCAUCAAUUAUUUAUUUCAUAAGAAGGUCGUUUGGCGGCCGAGCAGCACGAGCUUCAAAGUGAAAGAUAAUUAAAAGUGAGACAUUUUAAGACCACACACACACACACACACACAGACACAGAGACACACACCCUGCCUCCGAUUUAUCGCUGUGUUUUCUCACUGUGAAUAAAUUGUGUACACUAAGUGAAACU
Messenger RNA from Phyllopteryx taeniolatus (common seadragon), 14837 nucleotides. Its product is annotated as protocadherin Fat 3. NCBI's taxonomy places the organism in Eukaryota, Metazoa, Chordata, Actinopteri, Syngnathiformes, Syngnathidae. Gene Ontology annotation, biological process: homophilic cell-cell adhesion. The coding region runs from base 376 to 14475 and encodes 4699 amino acids. The record is from RefSeq and is a predicted model, not a curated record. Gene Ontology annotation, cellular component: cell-cell junction; plasma membrane. Gene Ontology annotation, molecular function: calcium ion binding. The transcript has 50 exons.